Messenger RNA from Euleptes europaea (tarantolino), 1193 nucleotides. RefSeq names its product A-kinase anchoring protein 7 (gene AKAP7). The transcript is spliced from 8 exons. Gene Ontology annotation, cellular component: cytosol. The record is from RefSeq and is a predicted model, not a curated record. Lineage: Eukaryota; Metazoa; Chordata; Lepidosauria; Squamata; Sphaerodactylidae. The coding region runs from base 1 to 1185 and encodes 394 amino acids. Gene Ontology annotation, molecular function: protein kinase A regulatory subunit binding.
AUGGCGCUGAGGGGGCUGCGGGCCCUCCGCUUCUCGGCCGGCGCGGCCGCGCGAGGGAGCGCCGUCCCCGCCACGGAGCCCCGCCGGCGGCGGCGAGAGGCGGCGGCCGGGGGAGAGCCCGGAGGAGGAGGCGGGGGGCCGCCCCCGGAGACGGAUGGAUGGCAUAGGGUGGAGCGGAAGAAAAAGCAAAGGAGAAAACAAAAAAAGGAGUGCAGUCUUGACGAUUCCACGUGCUGUUUGAUGAUGGAAAUGCCAUUUGCCAAAGCAGACAUUGAGACUGAAUUUGGCGACAACUGCACACAUAAAUCAAACGUUAAGCGAAAAAGAAUUACAGGAAUGGAGAGUGAAGGGGAGACUCUAAUAAAGAAAAAAUGGGAUCGGCCAAAUUAUUUCAUCUCUCUUCCAAUUACAAAUCCAAAGAUCAAGGAUGGUAUUAAGGCUCUUCAGGAUACAAUAAUAAAAAAGGAUUGCAGGCUUUCCAAAGCAAUGGUCCGUUAUGGUUCUUUGCAUAUCACUCUCUUAGUGAUGUAUUUAUCCAGUGAAGAAGCAAUUGACAAAGCAGUUGGUGCUUUCUUGGAGAGUAAAGAUUUAAUAGAAAAACUCCUGCAAGAGAAGCCCCUGGAUUUGUCGUUUCAAGGAAUUGAUCACUUUAAAAAUCAAGUUGGAUUUGUGAAGCUGGCAGAGAGGGAUCAUGAAACAACACUUUUAAAGAUAUCAGAGAUUGUGAAGAAGAUAUUUCAAGAACAGGGCAUCAUCACAGGAAAUGAUAAAGCUCUUAAGCCUCACUUGACUUUCAUGAAGCUGUCAAAAUCCCCAAAACUUCGAAAACAGGGAGUGAAAAGUAUUGACCCAGCUUUAUAUGAGAACUUCAAGAGCCAUUAUUUUGGAGAUGAACUCCUAAAUCGUCUGGAUCUUUGUUCAAUGAUUAAAAAAAAGCAACCUAAUGGCUAUUAUCACUGUGAGUCUUCUAUUAUUGUAGGUGAAAAGAGAGGGGCAGAGCCAGAUGAUGCGGAGUUGCUGAGCCUCAGCAAAAAGCUGGUGGAGAAUGCCGUCCUCAAAGCAGUGCAGCAGUAUCUAGAAGAAACGCAAAACAAAAAUAGGCAGACUGAUUGCGAAAGCCCAGUGAAAACUGAGGAGGCCGCCAUUGGCAAUAGCAAGGAAAGUGAGAACGACAAUGGCAAAUGAGUCCUUUG